Sorex araneus (European shrew) is the source of this 11529-nucleotide messenger RNA. RefSeq names its product TRAF2 and NCK interacting kinase (gene TNIK). The record is from RefSeq and is a predicted model, not a curated record. The transcript is spliced from 34 exons. The coding region runs from base 76 to 4245 and encodes 1389 amino acids. Gene Ontology annotation, biological process: protein phosphorylation. Gene Ontology annotation, molecular function: ATP binding; protein kinase activity. Lineage: Eukaryota; Metazoa; Chordata; Mammalia; Eulipotyphla; Soricidae.
AAUAGACCAAGGUGGAAUUUCCAAGGGGAGAAGCUGCCGGUGGUUUUGGUCCCUGUCUUCGGCGAAGAAGGCGACAUGGCGAGCGACUCCCCGGCUCGCAGCCUGGAUGAAAUCGACCUCUCGGCUCUGAGGGACCCUGCAGGGAUCUUUGAAUUGGUGGAACUUGUUGGAAAUGGAACAUAUGGACAAGUUUAUAAGGGUCGUCAUGUCAAAACAGGCCAGCUUGCAGCCAUUAAGGUUAUGGAUGUCACAGGGGAUGAAGAGGAAGAAAUCAAGCAAGAAAUUAACAUGCUGAAGAAAUAUUCUCAUCAUCGGAAUAUUGCUACAUACUAUGGUGCUUUUAUCAAAAAGAACCCUCCAGGCAUGGAUGACCAGCUUUGGUUGGUGAUGGAGUUUUGUGGCGCUGGUUCUGUCACUGACCUCAUCAAGAACACAAAAGGGAACACUUUGAAGGAAGAGUGGAUCGCAUACAUCUGCAGGGAGAUCUUACGAGGUCUGAGUCACCUGCACCAGCAUAAAGUGAUUCAUCGAGAUAUUAAAGGGCAAAAUGUCUUGCUGACAGAAAAUGCUGAAGUUAAGCUGGUGGACUUUGGUGUCAGUGCUCAGCUUGACCGAACAGUGGGCAGGAGAAAUACUUUCAUUGGGACCCCGUAUUGGAUGGCCCCAGAAGUGAUUGCCUGUGAUGAAAACCCAGAUGCCACAUAUGAUUUCAAGAGUGACCUGUGGUCUUUGGGCAUCACCGCCAUCGAGAUGGCAGAAGGUGCUCCCCCUCUCUGUGACAUGCAUCCCAUGCGAGCCCUCUUCCUUAUCCCCCGGAACCCAGCACCUCGGCUGAAAUCGAAGAAGUGGUCAAAAAAAUUUCAGUCAUUUAUUGAGAGCUGCUUGGUGAAGAAUCACAGUCAGAGACCAGCCACCGAACAACUGAUGAAGCAUCCAUUUAUCCGAGACCAACCUAACGAGAGACAGGUCCGUAUCCAGCUCAAGGACCACAUUGACAGGACGAAGAAGAAACGAGGAGAAAAAGAUGAGACAGAGUACGAGUACAGCGGCAGCGAGGAAGAAGAGGAGGACAACGACUCGGGAGAGCCCAGCUCAAUCCUGAACCUGCCUGGCGAGUCUACCCUGCGGCGGGACUUCCUGAGGCUCCAGCUGGCCAACAAGGAACGCUCAGAGGCCCUGCGGCGGCAGCAGCUGGAGCAGCAGCAGCGGGAGAACGAGGAGCACAAGAGGCAGCUGCUGGCCGAGCGGCAGAAGCGCAUCGAGGAGCAGAAGGAGCAGCGCCGGCGGCUGGAGGAGCAACAAAGGCGGGAGAAGGAGCUGCGGAAGCAGCAGGAGCGGGAGCAGCGCCGGCACUACGAGGAGCAGAUACGCCGGGAGGAGGAGAGGAGGCGAGCUGAACACGAGCAGGAGUACAUCAGGCGGCAGUUAGAGGAGGAGCAAAGACAGUUAGAGAUCUUGCAGCAACAGCUACUGCAUGAACAAGCACUACUUCUGGAAUACAAGCGCAAACAGUUGGAAGAACAGAGACAAGCAGAAAGACUGCAGAGACAGCUAAAGCAAGAGCGAGACUAUUUGGUUUCCCUUCAGCAUCAGCGACAAGAGCAGAGGCCUGUAGAGAAGAAACCACUAUACCAUUACAAGGAAGGGAUGAGUCCUAGUGAGAAACCAGCGUGGGCCAAGGAGGUAGAAGAACGGUCAAGACUCAACCGUCAGAGUUCACCUGCCAUGCCUCACAAAGUUGCCAACAGGAUAUCUGACCCCAACCUGCCCCCAAGGUCAGAGUCCUUCAGUAUCAGCGGGGUCCAACCUGCUCGGACACCCCCCAUGCUCAGACCAGUUGACCCCCAGAUCCCACAUCUGGUGGCUGUCAAAGCCCCAGGACCUGCUGUGACGGCGUCUCAGUCCGUGCAUGAGCAGCCCACCAAGGGCCUCUCCAGCUUCCAGGAGGCUCUGAAUGUGGCCUCUCACCGCGUCGAGAUGCCGCGCCAGAACUCGGACCCCACCUCUGAAAACCCGCCUCUCCCCACCCGUAUUGAAAAGUUUGACCGAAGCUCUUGGUUACGACAGGAAGAAGACAUUCCACCAAAGGUGCCUCAAAGAACAACUUCAAUAUCCCCAGCGUUAGCCAGAAAGAAUUCUCCUGGAAAUGGCAGUGCUCUAGGACCCAGACUAGGAUCUCAGCCUAUCAGAGCAAGCAACCCUGACCUGAGAAGAACUGAGCCCAUCUUGGAGAGCCCCCUGCAACGGACAAGCAGUGGCAGUUCCUCCAGCUCCAGCACUCCCAGCUCCCAGCCCAGCUCCCAAGGAGGUUCCCAGCCUGGAUCGCAAGCAGGCUCCAGUGAACGGACCAGAGUUCGAGCCAACAGUAAGUCAGAAGGAUCACCUGUGCUCCCACAUGAGCCUUCUAAGGUGAAACCGGAAGAAUCCAGGGACAUAACCCGACCUAGUCGACCAGCUAGCUAUAAAAAAGCUAUAGAUGAGGACCUGACGGCAUUAGCCAAAGAAUUAAGAGAACUCCGGAUUGAAGAAACAAAUCGUCCACUGAAGAAGGUGACUGAUUACUCCUCCUCCAGUGAGGAGUCAGAAAGCAGUGAUGAAGAGGAGGAAGAUGGGGAGAGUGAAACCCAUGAUGGGACGGUGGCUGUCAGUGACAUACCCAGACUCAUACCAACAGGAGCUCCAGGGAGCACAGAGCAGUACAACGUGGGCAUGGUGGGCACCCAUGGGCUGGAGACAUCCCAUGCUGACACUUUCAGCAGCAGUAUUUCAAGAGAAGGAACCUUGAUGAUACGAGAGACUUCCGGAGAGAAGAAGCGAUCUGGCCACAGUGACAGCAAUGGUUUUGCCGGCCACAUCAAUCUCCCAGACUUGGUGCAGCAGAGCCAUUCCCCAGCCGGGACCCCCACCGAGGGUCUGGGGCGCAUCUCCACCCACUCCCAGGAGAUGGACACUGGGACUGAAUAUGGCGUUGGGAGCAGUACUAAGUCCUCCUUCACACCCUUCGUGGACCCCAGAGUGUAUCAGACAUCUCCCACUGAUGAAGAUGAAGAGGAUGAGGAGUCAUCAGCUGCAGGAAUCCAGAAGUUUCCAGGGGCCCUAGGAAAAGCUGUUCCUCAGAGAUCUCCAAACUCACCUCAUAUUUCUCAAAAGCAAUUUCUGGCUCUGUUUACUAGCGAACUUCUUAGGCAAGAACAGGCCAAGCUGAACGAAGCAAGAAAAAUUUCUGUGGUCAACGUGAACCCAACCAACAUUAGACCUCAUAGUGACACACCAGAAAUCAGGAAAUACAAGAAACGAUUCAACUCAGAAAUACUUUGUGCAGCGCUGUGGGGUGUAAAUCUCCUGGUGGGAACUGAAAAUGGCCUGAUGCUUUUGGACAGAAGUGGGCAAGGCAAAGUCUAUAAUCUGAUCAAUCGGAGGCGAUUUCAGCAAAUGGAUGUGCUGGAAGGACUGAAUGUUCUUGUGACAAUAUCAGGAAAGAAGAAUAAGCUACGAGUGUACUAUCUCUCUUGGUUAAGAAACAGAAUACUACACAAUGACCCUGAAGUAGAAAAGAAACAAGGCUGGAUCACAGUUGGGGACUUGGAAGGCUGUAUACAUUACAAAGUUGUUAAAUAUGAAAGGAUCAAGUUUUUGGUGAUUGCCUUAAAGAAUGCUGUGGAGAUAUAUGCAUGGGCUCCUAAACCAUAUCAUAAGUUCAUGGCAUUUAAGUCUUUUGCAGAUCUCCAGCACAAGCCCCUGCUUGUUGAUCUCACUGUGGAAGAAGGUCAAAGAUUAAAGGUUAUAUUUGGUUCACACACUGGUUUCCAUGUCAUUGAUGUUGAUUCAGGAAACUCUUAUGAUAUCUACAUACCAUCUCAUAUUCAGGGCAAUAUCACUCCUCAUGCCAUUGUCAUCUUGCCUAAAACAGAUGGAAUGGAAAUGCUUGUUUGUUAUGAGGAUGAGGGGGUGUAUGUGAACACCUAUGGCCGGAUAACUAAGGAUGUGGUGCUCCAAUGGGGAGAAAUGCCCACGUCUGUGGCCUACAUUCAUUCCAAUCAGAUAAUGGGCUGGGGCGAGAAAGCUAUUGAGAUCCGGUCAGUGGAAACAGGACAUUUGGAUGGAGUAUUUAUGCAUAAGCGAGCUCAAAGGUUAAAGUUUCUAUGUGAAAGAAAUGAUAAGGUAUUUUUUGCAUCCGUGCGAUCUGGAGGAAGUAGCCAAGUGUUUUUCAUGACCCUCAACAGAAAUUCCAUGAUGAACUGGUAACAGAAGAGCACUUGGCACUUAUCUUCAUGGCGUAAUUUCUAAUUUAAAAGAACAUAACUCAUGUGGACUUAUGCCAGUCUAGAGGCAGAAUCAGAAGGCUUGGUUGAACAUACUGCUUCUCCCUUUCCUCUCCCUCCACCCGUCCCAAUACAGUCCAUCUUUCAAUGUUGCAGCCUGGUUGAGAAGGAGAGAAAAAGGUGGCAGAAAUUCCCAGGAGAUCCCCCAAGAAUGCUGCGUCUUCUGUGGACAAAGAUGGACCUCGUGCCCUUUGGAGUUAGGGAUAGAAACAAAUAUUGUGUGCUCUUAUAAUUAAGCUGUGUUACGGUGGAAUUUGAGUUUGGGAUUGUUGUUUUUCUUUUAUUUACCUUUUUCUUUACCCCGUUACUUUGUAAGAAUGGGGAGAGAAUGCAUACUGAGAAAAUGAGUCUUUUUAAUUCUGUCUGCCUGCUAGCUUUAGGUAUACAAUAUGUUAUAAAAUUUUCGAUUUCAAAUGGUGAGAGACAGCACAGCACAAUAAAUGUACCUUAUCUCCUUACACUGAAGGCCAUAACUGCAUAAUGGGAUAAUUUUAGAAUUCUUUUGCCUUCACCAACCCAAAAAAAAGUUGCUUUUUGAUAGCAACUGACUAAUGAAUUUUUAAAAUGAAAAGAAAAGUACUAGUUUUCCCCUCUUUGGGGAAAUAGAUUUUAAAUGGCUAAACUACUAGCCUUAGACUAAAAAAAUCCAACUACCAUUUUUUUGAGGCUGGCAGGCCCUAUUUUUAUAUGGCCCUGUUCAGAAUGGAGUGUGUUGAAUGCGAUAGUAGCACCAUUGAACUGAGUUGGCUCUUGCAAUUGAGGGAGUCUGUAACACAGUGUUCCCUCAGCUCUUAUGCAAUACAUCAGGGCCCCCAAAAGAAUGAUAGAUGGGGGUCAGACAGCAAGAGCAUCUGGGAAAUAAGAGAAGUUUGACAGAGAGGGACUUUUUUUUUUUAAUGCACAAAGCCUCCCAGCUAAGAGGUCUCUCAGUUUGAACUUGAGUUGGACUGAGACUAUUAAGUUAUUUCUGGGAACUGGGGAAUAGGUGAUGUACAGGCUCUGGUCAUACCCAGCUUUCUCCUGAGGGUGCCACUUUCUCAAGAUGAAAACUGUGACUGAAAAAUUAAUAACAAUAAAUGUUGCUGAGCUACCUGUGUUCUCUCUGGGAUGGUGAGAGAAGGGACUAGAUGACUGAACCUGCCUGAGACACUGCAGGUACCAUUGGUUCCAGUUUUAUAGAACUUGAAAGCAAGGCUUUGGCCAAAAUUCUGAGACCCUAAUCAUUUAACCUUCCUCUAAAUGACCCAACAUACGGUAAACAACAUUUGUGCAGAAAUAUGUAUGUAUUUAGUUCAGAUUGAUUCGUGUCCUUAUAAAUUCUUACUCGGAUGAUUUGAACUCUUACGUGACUGUCUGGGAAUCUUCUUUUCCAAAGCUACAAGCAUGGCUGCCCAUGGUAUCGAGGUGUUGCAAAAACAAAAUACAAAAACAAAAAAAAAAAACGACAAAACAGAAAAAAAAACAAAAAAAAGAUAUCUGUGUUGCGCUUCCUGUUUUAACCUACCUCGUUUUGUUCGCUUUUGUUUCAUUGUUCAUCACAGCAGUGUUAACUCCAGGAGACAUAUAGAGAGCUCAACUGGCAAUCUAAGGUAUUCUUCAUAGUCUUUGAAAAUAAAACAGUAGUUGACCAAAUCAUUCUUUAAAAACCUGGAAAAGAAAUGUUUCCAGUAACUACAAAAUCUAAAGUGGCUUGUGUCUGGAGAAAAUAUUCACUUCGGAAUAUUAUGGAUUUUUUUCAAAUCUGUGAUUUUACCUAAAUACAAAUGCAGCAAAUGUAAUAUUAAUGAGAACGAAACACGCUUUAGGAAAAAUGGGGCCAUUCCAAUCUGUUGGUUUGGGCCGUGAGUGGCAGUGGGGGAUGGGAGGAAAUACUACUGUGGGUACUGAAUUCCAUGCCUAGGCCCCUCAAUAAAGGUGGUUGUCAUUUGCAUUUAUUUUAGGUAGGUAACACUCAGUAAUGGAACUGAGGAUUAUCUUCAGGCAAUCUAAGAUGUCCUUGUGGUCCCUUUAGCUCUCAAAAGCAAUGAAACCCUCCUGUUCUCAUUUUUACUGCUGCGAACUGCUGCUGAACAAUAUGACCUUUGCAAAUUCCAUGCAAAAAAUUCAGCAAUAACUUUUUGGAUUGAAUUUAGCAACUACUGUAAUUGGAUGUUGCUGUGGACAAAAAAUAUUGUGUGGGUCUCACCCCAAAAUGUGAUUGCCACCAGCUCUUUAUAUUGCUGCUGUGGUAUUUUAAACCAGAAGCUUCUUUAAAUUAUGUUGCAAACUGAUCCUUGUUUUCAUGUUUUGUUUUGUUUUGUUUGAAUUUCUAAGUGAUAAGUUCGAAACACACAGCUUUAAAUGAUUUUUUUAUUGUGGGAUUUUGGGUACAGUUAAGAAAUAAAAGGGAAUCAUUGUGUUUAAACAUAAGGUAGUUUGUGAAUGUAUUUUUUAAAAUCUAGAUUCAUUGAAACAAAAAAUCAUAAAACAAUAUUAAUGCAGUCUUGUUUACAGUAUGUACAGUGACAUAACAUAGACCAUGAGCUUUUCUGGUGCCAACAACAAUAAAACACAGACGUUAAACAUCAAGCCAUGACUUUUAUAUUUUUGUACAACCUACACUGAGAGUCAAGGUAAAACCAAAUUUGACAAAGGGUCUGUCUGUGUUCCUUAAAGCAUACCUGAAAAAUUUCUUAAAACUUCUAUCUUCAAAAAUACAUUUUUCUCUUUCAGGAUAGAUCCUACCCUUGACAUACUGAGACCAGGUUCCUGCACACUAUUCCCUAUGGUUCAUAGCAAGUUCAUUUCUAUAUUGUUUUCUUUAGGUUUUCCAUGAUUUUUAAUGGAAAGUUGCUUUUAUUCUUCUUAACAAAGUCUUUUUUUUUCUUUUUGGGUCAUACCUGGCCAUGCACAGGAGUUACUCCUGACUCUGCACUCAGGAAUUACUCCUGGCGGUGCUCAGGGGACCAUAUGGGAUGCUGGGAUUCGAACCCAGGUCGGCUGCGUGCAAGGCAAAUGCCUACCCGCUAUGCUAUCACUCCAGCCCCUUAACAAAAUCUUGAUAAAAUUUUCUUCCAUUUUAAGACUAGUUUUAGAAGUUGAAAUUUUUAGUUUCAGUUCUUCCUAUAGAAGAUUUUUUUCUCUAAAUUUGGCUCAUUAUAUUUUUCAUUUUCUACAGGGAGAAAAUGAGUCCUCUCCCCAAAAUAAGUGUCACUAGACCUUUUCCAUCUUUACUGCUCCAAAUUUAUGAUAGCAUAAUAAAAUCCACUGAGUCUCUCACACCAUAGAUUUGGUCUUGAGCCUAACCAACCAUUAUUUUUUAUGCCAGUCAGCAACUGCAAUCCUUGGUAGCAAGGAUUCCUAUAUCUAGUUAUUGGUAGGAAUGGAAGACCUAUAAGUUUUCUUCAAAUACCUAACCAUGUCAAUUUCUUAAAAUCCCUAACCAUGUCAGAUCAUUGGGACCACACACAAUAUAUACAGCACUGUCAUCCCAUUGUUCAUCGUUUGCUCCGACAGGCACCAGUAACGUCUCCAUUGUGAGACUUGUUACUGUUUUUGGCAUAUCGAAUACGACGGGUAGUUUUCCAGACGCUGCCUGCGGGCAGGAUACUAUUGGUAGCUUGCCAGGCUCUCCGAGAGGGUCGGAGGAAUCAAACCCGGGUUGGCCUCGGGCAAGGCAAGCACCCUACACACUGUGCUAUUGCUCACACACAAUAUAGAUGAAGGCAAAUGCAUUAAGUUUCACAUAAACUCAAACUGCUCUAUUUAGAAAUAUAUCACUAUUUUUCUUGAAGAUGUAUAAGUAAUAUUACAAGAAGGCCUGAACUAUUUAUGAAUCUAACAGAAUAGAUUAAGGUACAAGUAAUAUCACACAUGGCAUUUGGUCCAGGAUUCAAUUUUUCUAACAGUUUGAUAUUGUUUUCUAAGAUGCACUCCUCACAUAGUUUGCAUCAAUACACAUUCUUAAAAGCAUUUUAAUAUCUGGCUAUCUGAUCUACUAACAGUCUUCUGUCUGCUCUUGUGACUCAUUGGUAAUUGGUGUCUCAUCCCUCCUGCCAUAGAUUAGAAAGAGUUGUGAAAUUCAGGCCAGAGUCAUUUUGGUUUUGUCCAUUACCAGAUAAUGUAUCAACAACAAAAGUCUGAUGCUUCAGUCCAUAAAGAUAAAAAAAGUUUUCCCUACUAUUAUGUGUUUCAGUUCCUGUCACUGUAUUCUUGGAAUGUGGACACACUCUUUGUGUGGGUAGUGUGUACUGUCUCUGAAAGUCUGCUUGAGUGGGCCUCUCUUGCAUUUGUGCUGAUUGAUUUAACACAUAAGAUGUGCCACAUUAUUUUUAAACAAGAUAAUAUCAAAUAUUUUUAACCUGUGAAAAGAAAAUAGAAUAUGCACACACAAAUUAAAUUUGAAUACCACCAUACGCUAGAUAUGUUCCAGAUAUUUCCAAAUCUUCACUCAUAUCAUAUUCUAGUUUCAUUCAUUCAUUCACAAUGAACAGUUUCUAUGAAUUAUUAUUUUUACUUUUUAGUUCAUCUCUCUCAAAUCCCAAAUUUUAAUCUAGACUAGACAAAUGGCUAAAAAGGCUAGAGCACAUGCUUUGUAUGCUGGAGUCCCAAAAUUCAAUCCCUCAAGCACAAAGCCAGAAGUCCUUGAACACCACUAGGUAGGGCCCAAAUAUAAUUUUUUAAUUUAAUAUAAACAAAUAAAGUAUAAAAUAAAACCAAACCCAGAGCCAACCUUUUCUUUAACUACAUAGUUACAACAUAAAAUCCAAAAGUCUAGAUUUGAUUUCUUUAACCUGCCAGUACUUCUUAUAAAUGCCACUACAUUUUAUCUUGAUUGUGAUGUCUAACAGGAAUCUGAAAAUGUGCUGUCAUUUCAUAAAUUCAAAAUGGUUAUACACACAUCUCUAUUCUGAGACCCCAGCAAUGAAAACCUCUUGAGAAUCUGCAAGUUCAAAACAGACUAUUGGUACAUUUCUGCCAACUACUUCCCUUCUGUUGGUGUUAGACUUACAUACUAUGUUUAUUCUGGAAAUUUUUCUAUAGGUAGUUAGAAUACUUAAAGUGUGCAAAGCAUUCAACAAUAUGAGACUAUAAUUCUUUCUUGAACUUUAUUCUCAUGGCCAUUUAUUCCAAGGAGGACCAGUAUAUGUCGAAUUUAAAAUCUCCAUAGAAGCAUUUUAAAAUAAAAAUUGCUUGAUAAGAUUUAGAAUAUUUUAAAUCUAGAUUCAAAUCUUAUAUUCUUUGUCCAUAAUGCCAAACAUUUGGAUAAAGCCAAGAAAAUGCAGUGAAAAAUAGAAAUAUUACAGUUUCUGAAUGUCUAGCUUUGUGGAAACACCCUCAAACUAACUCCUUGAAGGAGUGGGCUUGAUUUUGAUUGUUUUAUAUCAGCAUUAAGUUUCAUAACACUGUUGAGGCUAAGCAAAUGCUGGUAGAAAGUUGGAUUUUCAUUUCUAGCAAUGGAUCACUCUUUGUACACAGGAAUUUGCAUGGCCUAGUUGCCAUUUGCUCAUCUCUUUCCUGGGGUCAGUGUUAAAAAACAGUGGUAUGUAUUAUGGAUUAUUUUAAAAGCUCGGACAUUACCCUGUAUCAGAACUUCAAAGGGUAAGUUACAGACAGAAAUAAAUCUACAGUGAUGGAGAAGAGGCAGUUGGGGUGUGGGUGGCAGGGAUAAAAUGAUCAGUUGAAUGAAUUUUAAAAAUUGGAUGUUGUGAAUCUAUAUUUAUGCAUCUUAGCUGUCUUAUUCCAAUGCUAACAUAACUGCAGAGGCACCAAUAUAAAGGAAAAAUAUCAUUUUGCUAUGCCUACAAUCAUUUAUAUUGUUUAAAUCCCAGUUUUCAAAAGUGUUUUAUAUUGUCAUAAAAGUGCUGAAACUAGAUUAUAGUCUUAUCCAUGUCAGCAUAUAAAAGAUAAUAUUAAAAUAUGUUAUAGUCUGAGCUUUUUUGGUCAAUUUCAAGCAUUUUUCCCCUGCACAAAUAAAACCUCCAGUGGUUCUCUACUAUUGUUCCAUUAUUAGCUAGAAAUAAUUAAAUAAGUUCUAGCCAAAGUGUUCCAAAAAGUCCCCUCCAUUACCUAAGGUGUAUUAUUUUAUCUCAGUCAAAAUAUGAUCAACAAAGUAUUAGGACACCUGCUAGUUUCUUAGUGCCACUGCCAGAUUAUCUCUCCCUCCUCCUAAAAAGUCAAUGCUUUGUAAAACCCUUACUGUAAGUACAUAAAGUUUCCAAUUGCCUUUGAUAACUCACCUUCAUUGCACAAAUAUUGUCUCUUAUCUCAUAACAAUCCCUACUCCCACCUUUUAAAAUUCCUGGUGAUUUCAGUGUCCAUAUGAACAAAUCCAAUAAAUGCCCUGAUCUUGUCCAAUUUCUUGACCUUGUCCAGUGAAAUUUAUCAUUAUCAAUUUCAGUCCCAAUUCCCUCUGAGUUGAUAACAUGCAACUCUUCCUGUUUGUUAGGGCCAUCCAACCUCAUUAAUCAAGGUCCAUGGCCCCAACUAUAUUACAUUCGUGCUGCUAUAGCUUGUUCUUUCAAUACCCUUUUUUUGGCCUCACUAUCUCUCUAACGGGCUCCUAUUAAAAGUGCAUAUCAUAUGCGACAGUUGUGCAUACUUGCUACUUCCAUUUCCUCUUUCCUUGGUCUCUUAAGGGAACUUAAGUCAGACUUAUCCCCACCAUUAUAGAUUUUUCUAAGGAUGCCAGAAAUCCUGAUGGUGUUAAGUGUAAUGAAGGAUCUCUGACUUCAUGCUUCUUGACUUCAUAACUUCUCACCUCUAGGAUAUUCUUCUCAUCUUCUCACUUUUCUGGUUCACAUUGGAGUGAUCAGUAAUGGAUAUCCACUUUCUAAAUUAUCUCCUCUAGUCUUUGGACUAGAAACAUCAUCUAUUUACUGACAACUCCCAUAUAUUUAUCUUCCAGGUCUAGUGUCUUGAAUGUCAGAAUCAUCUAGCAACCAUGGAUUCAUACCAGAUUCAUACAUGUACGAAUACAUGUGAUUCCCAAGUUCAUAUCUUCAUUUGGAUGUGUAAUUGGUGUCUCAAAUUUGAUAAGGUGAUACCCAAACUAAUUUGCACCCCACACACCAGUCUACUCCCAUUAUAGUCUUCCCUCUGACAGCAAAUAGAAACCCUAGUCUUCCAGGUCAGAAAGUCUAAUAGUUAACUUUUAAUUGUUCUCUUUCAUAUACCAUACCUAAUCCAUUUUAGAAAAAAUACUUUUUACCUAGGUUCAGACUAUAUC